AUGGUGUGCACGUCGUACAUGACCGUCGUCGCAGUGCUGGCUGUCCUCGCUACAGACGCUGUGGACGCUACCCUGCCCGGCGUAUGCUACGCGCCUUGGCAUCACGACACCGUGACUAGCGACGUGCUGGCCACCGACAUGGCCCAGAUCGCCGAGUAUUUCACGGCAUUCCGAUCUUUCCAGGCGCAAUACAGCGGUAUUAACGUCAUUGAGACGGCGGCCAACGCAGGUCUCAAAGUGGCCGUGGGUGUACAGCUCACGGACUCGUCGGCCAUUGCCUCAGAGAUCCAGGCCGACCUGGUUAGCGGAGACUAUGGCUCUUUCAGCGCCGACACCCUAGCCGGCUACAUUUCGCAAGUUAAGGAAUGCACGAGCAAUGCUGUGCCCGUCGGCUCCGUGCAGCGCAUCAACGAGUGGCUGAAUGCAGAUGACGCCUCCACGCUGGCGGCCGCUUGCGAUGUCAUCGGCGUUAACAUCUACCCGUUCUUCACCCAGGGCGACAGUACGUCGGUGUCCAAGCUCGAGACCCAGUGGGCCCAGAUGCUGGCGGCUGGAUACGACGAGAGCACAAUGCAUGUGACCGAAACAGGCUGGCCGUACGAGGGCGACGACUACGAGGGCAACUCGCCAUCGUACGAUGGCAUGCAGCAGUACCUGGAUGACUGGGCCACCUGGUCCUCCAGCGUGCAGUCGAGCUACUGGUUCAUGAUGUACGACACCACCACGAGCUAUACGGGCGCCAACUACGAGACACACUUCGGUAUCUUCGGCGACGACAUGGUCGCUCACGUGACCAUCCCGGGCGGCAAUACUAACUCCACCACGACGUCAACGACCGCUUCCACUAGCGAGGACACCACGCAGCAGACAGCGCAGAGCUCGACAUCGACCUCGGAAGACUCGACUCAGCAGACUACCCAGAGCUCGGCCACGGAUGAUUCAACCCAGCAAACUACGUCGUACGCCGACGAUUCGGCCACGGAGGAGGCCACUUCCGCACCGACCACUACGACGUCAGGCGAUACCCUCGCCUCGGAGGAAGAGGACACGACGGUCGCGACUACAGACAGCCCUGCCGUGACUCCGGCGGUUACGACUGCCACGACGACGACCGCCAAUUGCGCGAUGUAA
Phytophthora infestans T30-4 is the source of this 1131-nucleotide messenger RNA. RefSeq names its product carbohydrate-binding protein, putative. The transcript has 2 exons. The record is from RefSeq and is a predicted model, not a curated record. Lineage: Eukaryota; Oomycota; Peronosporomycetes; Peronosporales; Peronosporaceae. The coding region runs from base 1 to 1131 and encodes 376 amino acids.